UACAUCAAUCGGUGUUGCUAGCAUCAUUGAACGAAGGUUGCGCGCCAGAUCAUCUAUUCCCCGCAGGGUGCUGUUUACUGUUCCCGUUCUCAACUCCAGUUCUAUCAUUGAACGACACACGACGGGGCGUUUCCGACUGGAUUCGGAAGAAAGCUCAACCAACCAAACUAGCUCUGGCCACUGGUACGAUAUGAUGGUUCCGUUUCGCCGUAAGAAAACAAACAAGCAAUUUCCAGUCAAAGUUUGUACCUUUGAUUCGGAGCUUGAAUUUCACCUUGAGCACCGUGCAACAGGCAGAUAUUUGUUCGAUCUCAUAUGCCGAACGAUCGGGCUACGUGAAACAUGGUACUUUGGAUUGCAGUUCGAAGAUUUGAAAGGGAAUCUUUCGUGGCUAAAGAUGGAUAAGAAGGUGCAGGAUCAAAGCAUACACAUGACAAACGGCAGUUGUAUGUUCGUGUUCUUAGCCAAGUUUUUUCCCGAAAACGUGGCCGAAGAACUAGUACAGGAAGUAACGCAGCAUCUGUUCUUCCUGCAAAUUAAGCAAGCCAUUCUGUCGAUGGACGUUUACUGCCCUCCGGAGGCAUCCGUACUGCUUGCCUCGUACGCCGUGCAAGCAAAGUACGGCGAUUAUGACGAAGCGGUGUGCAAACCGGGAAUGCUGAUCAGUGAAAAUCUGUUACCGCAACGAGUGAUCGAUCAAUACCAAAUGACACCGCAGAUGUGGGAAGAACGCAUUAAAACGUGGUACGCAGAUCAUCGAGGCAUGUCCAGGGAUGAGGCAGAGAUGGAAUAUCUCAAGAUAGCCCAAGAUCUAGACAUGUUUGGUGUAAACUAUUUUCCCAUUACGAAUAAGAAAAACACCGAAGUGUGGCUUGGAGUGACGGCGUUAGGAUUAAAUAUAUACAACAAGGAAAAUAAGCUUCUACCAGUGACGACCUUCCAAUGGAACGAGAUUUUACACAUCAGCUUCGACGAUCGCAAGUUUGUGGUCAAAACGAACGACAGCAAAAAUCCCAAGCCUGUGAUAUUCUACUCGCAAAAGCUUCGCAUCAACAAACUGAUACUGGAUCUGUGCGUGGGAAAUCACGAUCUCUACAUGAAACGGCGCAAACCAGACACGAUGGAAAUUCAGCAAAUGAAAGCCCAAGCAAAGGAGGAAAAACAGAGAAGACAAGUCGAGCGGAAUAAGCUCACACGCGAAAAGCAGCUGCGUGAAGCGGCCGAGCGAGAAAAGGCUGCAAUGGAACAGAGACUAAUGCAGCUGCAGGAAGAAAUGCGAGCGGCCAACGAAGCAUUGCAUCGAAGUGAGGAGGCAGCAGAAUUGUUGGCGGAAAAGAAUCGGCUUGCCGAGGAGGAGGCAAUGCUGCUGUCGCAUAAGGCACAGGAGGUGGAACAAGAGAUUAACCGGAUGCGUAUGACGGCACGCAAAACGGAAGAGGAAAAAAUGUACCUGGAACGAAAGACACAAGAGGCGGAGAUGCUCACUGCUCACAUGAUGGAGGAAUCACGCAAGCGCGCACUGGAGGCCGAUAAGUUAAAGAACGAGCUCAUCCAUGCACGGGUGGCUGAGAAGGAAGCGAAGGAAAAGUUGCUAAACUUUCUUAGCCGAACGUCCACCGAAUCGAUACUCAUAACACCCUCAUCAUCACCGGAAUCUCCAAUGCAUGAAAUGCAUUCCUACGAUCUGUUGGCCGAUGGUGAUAUGGAGCAGCUCUCUUUAGAAAUUGAAAAAGAACGGGUUGAAUAUUUGGCCAAAUCGAAACAGGUACAGAAUCAGCUGAAGGAGCUACGCUCGGAAAUAGAACAGCUAAAGAUUGGUGAGAAUCAAUGUCCACUGGAUGAUAUCAAUGCCGAGCAGUUGCGGCUAGGUGAGACAAAAUAUUCCACCCUGAAAAAGGUUAAGUCCGGUUCAACAAAAGCACGAGUAGCAUUUUUUGAGGAACUGUAAGUUGUGUUUAAUCUCAUGUAUUACACUUUGUUUUGUUUAGUUUUGAGUUGGUUGAGCGU
Molecule: messenger RNA, 2007 nt
Organism: Anopheles maculipalpis
Lineage: Eukaryota; Metazoa; Arthropoda; Insecta; Diptera; Culicidae
Gene: Mer
Product: moesin/ezrin/radixin homolog 2
Exons: 6
Coding region: 191-1948 (585 amino acids)
Biological process (GO): regulation of cell shape; positive regulation of protein localization to early endosome; regulation of gliogenesis
Cellular component (GO): plasma membrane; cytoskeleton; adherens junction
Molecular function (GO): actin binding; cell adhesion molecule binding
Source: RefSeq, a predicted model, not a curated record